Haliotis rufescens (red abalone) is the source of this 825-nucleotide messenger RNA. RefSeq lists its product as uncharacterized. The record is from RefSeq and is a predicted model, not a curated record. The transcript has 6 exons. Gene Ontology annotation, molecular function: calcium ion binding. NCBI's taxonomy places the organism in Eukaryota, Metazoa, Mollusca, Gastropoda, Lepetellida, Haliotidae. The coding region runs from base 147 to 728 and encodes 193 amino acids.
GCAAAUACGUACGGAUGUGCGUCCUGUCUAGAGCCCCACUUUGAUUGAUAGGUUGAGUUUGCUGACUAACAAGCAAAGCAGGGCUCUGCUCCAAGAAACAAACCCACCAAGCCUGGCUCUGCAGUUGCUCGCUAGAAGAGUCGAGAAUGAAGAUGAUGUGCAGAGCGUUGUUGUGUCUGGCCCUAGUCGUGGGUUCUGUAUCUGCCAUGGAAAGCUGGUUCAGCAACAACAAGAUGACAGAAUGCGGCGACUUCCAAAUCCAAACCAAGGGCAGGCUCUCCAGCAAACCCAUGACUGAUGUUGACACGCGUCAAGUUCUGGCUGACAUCAAAGCUUUCGACACCAACAAAGAUGGCUACGUCACUUCCGCCGAAACGAGGGACCCAACUGUUGCAGCUACCUUCGACAGUGACCUUAACCUUACCGCUGGAGUCGAUCGUUGCACCUUCGUGAUGAUGGCGAAGAAGCGAUAUGACAUCAGCACAGGUGUCGCAGCCCGCCUCUUCGACCUUCAGGACUCCAACAAUGACCUCAUGAUAACCGUAGCGGACCAGGACGCGGCUGCCUUCAAAUUGUUGGAUAAGGAUGGUGAUGGCCAAGUGUCUGUGUGUGAAGCCUUCAAGGGAUUCAUGGCCAGCCUGGAGGAUUUGGAAAACAAGGUCUACACCACGGAGCUGAAGUAUAGCAACAUCGCCUACAAGUACAGGAAACCCCCACCCACAUCCUAAUCCGCAAUGUUCGCCAUGGCAACAAAGGGGCCGACGGACAUGUGACCGCAAGGACGAUAAAUGUAAUGCUUUGUUAAUAAAGUGAUACAUACUCAUC